Molecule: messenger RNA, 660 nt
Organism: Ceraceosorus guamensis
Lineage: Eukaryota; Fungi; Basidiomycota; Exobasidiomycetes; Ceraceosorales; Ceraceosoraceae
Exons: 2
Coding region: 1-660 (219 amino acids)
Source: RefSeq, a predicted model, not a curated record
AUGCUCUUUGCAAUCGACCGCACAGUUCUUAUUCUGAUCAGCCUUUGGGCCCGCGUAGCCGCGCCAGUCCCCUUGAAAGGCUUUCUCUGCUGUGGCAAAUUGGCAGAUGCAGAGGCUUCGCGCUCUGAUCGCGUCUCCGCAGGACCUUCUUUGCCCACAUCGUCAGAGUCGACCGAGAACCAUGUCGCCACGAGACCCGACAUGCAACAGUAUGCCGCACACAACCAUCCCAUGUACCGGCACCCAGAAGUGUACCCAGCCACCAACGUUGAGCACUUUGCGGGCGUAGUCCGUGCCGUCGUGCAGCCCGGCGACAAGUGGGCUUACUGGGUCAAGCCAGGAACAAUGUGGCAGUUGGACUCCAAGGGCCGCUUGACUCAGACAUCCGGUGACGGCCAUGGUCGCGAAUUUGAAACCGCCUUGCAAGCUCAUAUCUUUGACGCUACAAGUCAUGGUAGAGUCGUGGGCAAGGUCAAUGUCCCAAAAGGCUUUCAAAAAGGAGCGUACGAUGUACGCCGCAACCCGGUGCACGUCGAUGGACCAGCAGCUCGGCCGUCUGAUUUUCAAUCGCGCCUCACUCUAGACUCGAUGAGGCAGCUCGACCCAGCUGAGAGCUCAUCCGCUCGUGUGCAAGGAGACCCACCUGAUGCUUGGCACUGA